This is a messenger RNA of Notodromas monacha, 546 nucleotides long. Lineage: Eukaryota; Metazoa; Arthropoda; Ostracoda; Podocopida; Cyprididae. The record is from the annotation of a GenBank genome assembly.
CACUCCAUUGCAACCUUUGGAGAGUUCCUGUUUCCACCAGAGUCUCCUGAGGGAGCAUCAACUGUGGCUUUCUUAGCCAAGAAAUUCUGCCGAGAAUAUCCCAUCAAUCAGGCUGAUAAUGAGGCAGGAGUUCCUGGAGUCCUCAUAGGAAGAUAUCCUGGUGACCAGUAUGCAGGAGGAAACCCUUGGCAAUUGUUGACUGCAGUCACAGCUGAGUUCUUCUACCUAGGAGGUCAAGCAACUCUGAAGAAAAUCCAACAGAAGGGAAAUGACUAUGUUUUGGAUCCAGUAGAAAACAAGGAAUGGCUCAAAUUGCUUCAGAUAAACACCAAGAUUUCAGCAUUGGAUUUUGCCAAGGCACAAUCAGGAGCUGGUGAUGCAAUCAUGAACAGAAUGUGGGAAUAUGUGAAGAAUGAUGGCGGUCGCAUGGAUGAACAGAUUGACAAGAACACUGGUGCUCAAGCAUCUGCAGAAAGCCUCACCUGGUCCUAUGCCAACAUUCUUCAUGCUAUCCACACCAGGCGACAGUUUGUCAAACUCCUCAAU